Parnassius mnemosyne (clouded apollo) is the source of this 1068-nucleotide messenger RNA. The record is from the annotation of a GenBank genome assembly. Lineage: Eukaryota; Metazoa; Arthropoda; Insecta; Lepidoptera; Papilionidae.
AUGAGUUUAUGGGUUGACAAACACCGACCUAAAGAUUUGAUGAAAUUAGAUUUUCACAAGGAUCAAGCCCUUAGGUUGAAAAACCUUGUUCAACAAAGUGACUUUCCGCAUCUUCUUGUUUAUGGGCCUUCGGGUGCCGGUAAAAAAACUAGAAUUAUGUGUUUAUUAAGAGAACUUUACGGCUCUGGUGCUGAACGCUUGAGACAGGAAACAAUGCAUUUUACCACUCCGUCAAAUAAGAAAAUAGAAAUUAUGACUGUGAGCAGCAACUAUCACAUUGAGGUUAAUCCGACUGAUGUAGGAAUUCACGAUCGAGUUGUUAUAAUGGAUUUAGUAAAAAAUGUUGCUCAGACCCAUCAAAUUGACUCUUCAGGACAGCGUGAGUUCAAAGUUGUAAUACUUAAUGAAGUCGAUGAUUUAACUAAAGAUGCUCAGCAUGCUUUACGUCGCACCAUGGAGAAGUACGUUGCUACUUGCCGCCUAAUCCUUAUCGCCAAUUCUAUAUCACGGGUUAUUCCUGCCAUAAGAUCCCGUUGUUUAACAAUAAGAGUUCCUGCUCCUACAGAAAAUGAAAUUGCUACAGUGUUACACACAGUUUGUAAAAAAGAAGGUUUAAGUCUGCCAUCUGAACUAGCCAUGCGUAUUGCCAAAUGUGCUGAUAGAAAUUUACGGAGGGCUUUACUGAUGUGUGAAGCUUGUAAGGUACAGAAAUAUCCAUUUACUUCUGAUCAGAAAGUUCCUGAACCUGAUUGGCAGCAAUUUAUUAGAGAGAUUGCAUCUAUGAUUUUAACAGAACAAUCCCCAAAGAAACUAGGUGAAGUUCGACAAAAGUUGUAUGAGUUAAUAAUACAUGGUAUCCCUCCAGAUAUGAUUUUUUCAGGACUUUUGUGUGAAUUAGUCCGUAAUUGUGACAUGUCAAUGAAAUGUCAGGUAGCAAAUCAUGCAGCUGAGUAUGAGCACAGAAUGAGACUUGGCAAUAAACCUAUAUUUCACCUUGAGGCCUUUGUUGCUAAAUUUAUGGCUAUUUACAAAAAGUUUGUUGAGGAAUCUCUAGGUGAUGCUUUCUGA